AUGGAUCCUGUGCGUUCCGGAGGCCGUCUGCCCAUGCCCCCUUCGUCGACGACUACGACUCUGCCUAGCAUGCACGCCAAUCUGCUCGGUCGUCCGAGCAGCGCUCAGGACGUUCUCCAGGCUCCUCCACCUCCUCCCAGCUGGCAUUCCAGCUCUCGGGACAAUGCGCCUGCCCCCUCUGGUGGCAACAACACCAACUCGAGCUCAGACGCGCCCUCACAAUCUUAUGGAGGCGCUUACUCAACUGGCGGCGGUUUUGACGGCUACUUGCAACACAUGUCGUCUUCUUCAGACUUGCUCUCUGGCUCGUCCAACGCGUCUGCAGACAUUAAUAGGGGUCCCAAAAAGCGUCAGCGUGAUGAUGGGGAGGAGGCUGAUCCGGCCACGGAAGGCAAAUACGGUCCCUCGCCUGCUCGUAUCGCUGAGCUCACUGCAGGGUUUCCGACCCCACCAGCGUCAAAUGGACCUCCUCAGCUCAUUACAACCGGCCGUAUGACAAAGACGCACGCAGAUCCGCUUAUUGCCCAGCUCAUCAAUCCCGACGGUACACCCAAGCGUCCGAUGAACGCAUUCAUGAUUUUCGCCCGCAAGCGUCGCCCAGAGGUCGCCGCUGACAAUCCAAACUUGCGCACUGGCGAGAUUUCAAAGUUGCUCUCAGCAGAGUGGAAGUCGAUUGACAGCGAGUCGAAGCAGUUCUAUCUCACAAAGGCAAAAGAGCUCAAAGAGAACUUUACGAGCAUCUUCCCUACCUAUGUGUACAAACGACGGCCCAACAACUCUCGCAAGCGCCGCAAGACGGAAGACAAUGGAUACGGACCACCUGGUGCUAUGAGUGCAAUCGAUAGGGGCGAAGGAGGUCUGAGCGAGGACGAAGGUGAUGGAACGCCGCCCGGCUCCAUGAGCCCUAGCAUUGCCCACCCCGGACACCCUAUGGGAGGUAUGCCAGGUAUGCCCAUGGGUGGUCACAACGUUCCCCGAAGGCCAGGAGAUCCGACCUCUAUGCAUCUCCCCCAUCAACAGCAUCAUGGCAUCGUACCACCGCCUGCUCAUGACCUUCCGGGCCCGUACAGCCUUCACGGACCUCCUUACCCAUCUCACCGCGCCCCAAGCUCAAAUACACAGGUCUACUAUGACCCAGGACCCGGCGGACAGUCAUCGAGCUCCAGAAGCAGCGGUGGAGCAGGGGGUAGCAGUGGUGGAGGUAGCAACAUGUGGCCCUCUUUGGACUCUAAACAGCGAGCUUUGGUUCUCAUUCAUCUCCGUUUUGUCCCCCCAGCAGGCGGAAACACUGGUCCUCCUAGCCAAAACGGUUCCGGCAACAUGAGAAACGGCACCUCGAGUAGCAGCUACAACUUCUCGAUCCCAUCACCAAACUUUGGUCCAGGUCCCGGUCUACCUCCGUUGGGCAGAGGCGGUCCUGGCGGCCAAGGUAAUUCCAGUGCGAACUCCGCCAACCAGACGCCGCUGCUCGGUCCUGGAAGCGGUACGAUGCUCCCUCCACCGACCACGAGCAGUAUCUACUCGAAUCACGGUUACGGGGGCUCUAGUCACUCGCUCAACUCUGCGCACGGAGGUGGGCACGGGCAUGCACAUUCUGGAUCAUCCUACCACGACAACUCGUGGCCGCGUACGAAUCAGUCCCCGUCAUCGUCGGCCCUCAAUCUCAACGGACCCUCUUCGAGCUCCUCGUCCAAUGUAGGAUCCGGUGGCCAGUCUGGCCCCGAUAGACAAUCUUCGUCGCGCUCACGAGCCGAUUCGCUUGGCGGAUCGAAUGCACCCAACAAUUCGUCGAGCUCUUGGAACAUGUGA
Molecule: messenger RNA, 1809 nt
Organism: Serendipita indica DSM 11827
Lineage: Eukaryota; Fungi; Basidiomycota; Agaricomycetes; Sebacinales; Serendipitaceae
Source: the annotation of a GenBank genome assembly